GGCGGCAAGAGGCAGCGCUUGGGGCAGCGGAGCCUCCACACCGGCAUCGGGACGUAUAGGACUGGAGGGAGGACUGACAUUCCAGAAAAUACUGGGGGGCAAGCUGGACACUUGGCUGCUAGGAUCAAGCGUCCUGUCUGGGUGCAAGAUGACAGGGGUUCUGCUGCUGCUGUUAGCUCUGCCAGGGGCACUGGGGGCAUAUACUGGGAAUGGAACCACACAGCACAGCUGUACUCCAGGCUUUUCUGAAGCAGGUUACACAGCUCUUGUAUCGCCAAGCAUCAAAGAGGGGCAAAAACUGCUGAAAGUAAAAUUUAAUGGGUGCACUACAGGAACACGGGGAAUAUGGUAUGAAACCAGCAAUCCAGAUUUCAAAGUGGGAACAGAUGGAUGUUACACAGCCCGCAAGGUUCAGAUCCCUUCCAAACAAGCUAUUUGUAGUGGCAGCCUGGACCACCAAACUCCAGAGAAAUGGGAAGCUGCUAUCCGACUGCUAGUAGAAGACCAGCCAUUCAACUCCCAUCAACAGCAGCAAGUCAAACGGGACCGUCCAUCCGAGUAUCCUCCGACCCAGAGUAGUACUCUGUUACCAUGGCGACAACAUCGUGAUGCUAAUGGUCUGAGAAGACAGAAGAGAGACUGGGUGAUUCCUCCAGUCAAUGUACCAGAGAAUUCGAGGGGGCCAUUUCCUGAACAGCUGGUGCGAAUCCGCUCAGACAAGGACAGAGACAGUAUGAUUCGUUACAGCAUUACUGGUGUCGGUGCUGAUCAGCCGCCAAUGGAAAUCUUUACCAUAGAUCCCAUCAAAGGUCGUUUGCAUGUAACAAGACCACUGGACAGAGAAGAGAGAUCUUCAUAUCAUCUCAGGGCUCAUGCUGUGGAUAUGAAUGGGAACAAAGUGGAGAAUCCCAUUGACCUGUCAAUCUAUGUUAUCGACAUGAAUGACAACCGGCCAGAAUUCUCCAGCCCAGUGUUCAAUGGCUCUGUGGAUGAAGCUUCAAAACCAGGCACCUAUGUGAUGACGGUGACCGCACACGAUGCAGAUGACAUCACCACAUCAAACGGAAUUGUAAUGUAUCGGAUCAUGACGCAGAGUCCGCAGAGCCCAUCCCAGGACAUGUUUGUGAUUCACAGCGAGACAGGAGCCAUUAAUACAGUGGCUGCAGGUCUGGAUCGAGAAAAAGUCCAGCAGUACACCGUGGUAAUCCAAGCCACAGACAUGGAAGGCAACUUAAAUCAUGGAUUAUCAAACACAGCCACCGCUAUCAUAACUGUUAAAGAUGUCAACGACAAUCCGCCUGAGUUCACCUUAAAAAUGUUCACUGGUGAGAUACCGGAAAACAGAAUUGAUGUCAUUGUGACCAAUCUCACAGUGGUGGAUCGAGACCAACCAUACACUCCCAACUGGAAUGCCAUUUAUAAGAUCAUCAGUGGCGAUCCAGCCGGUCACUUCACUGUGAAAACAGACCCAGCCACCAAUGAAGGCAUUGUCACUGUGGUAAAGCCGGUGGAUUAUGAAAUGAACAAGGCCUUUUUAUUAAACGUUAUGGUGACUAAUCAAGCACCUUUGGCCAGCGGCAUCCAGAUGUCCCUACAGUCCACCUCUGCAGUGACCAUUUCCAUCAUGGAUGUAAAUGAAGCCCCCUAUUUUCCAAACAGAAAUGACCCCAUCAGGCAGCUGGAGGGGGACCCUGCAGGCCGACUGCUGACUACAUUCUCUGCUGUGGACCCAGAUCGCUCACUGCAACAAGCCCUGAGAUACACCAAACUGCACGACCCUGCAAACUGGCUCACAAUCAAUACCACCAAUGGGCAGGUCUUUACCACAGCCGUUUUGGAUCGAGAAUCCCCCUUCGUUAAAGACGAUAUCUAUGAGGCCAAAUUCCUGGCCACUGACAAUGGAGUCCCCCCUGCUAGCGGUACUGGCACAUUGCAGAUACAGCUCAUUGAUAUUAAUGACAACGCCCCUGAGCUGCUCCCUAAAGAGGCCCAGAUCUGCGAAAGGCUCAACUCCAAUGGUAUAAACAUCACUGCUACAGAUGUGGAUCGCAAGCCCAGUGGGGACCCCUUUGUGUUUGAGCUUCCCACUUUUCCAUCCACCAUUAGGAGGAACUGGACUAUUGCCAGGAUAAACGGUAACUACGCACGUCUCAGUCUGCAGAUUGGUUAUUUGGAAUCAGGAGUGUAUGAGGUCCCUGUCAUUGUGACAGACUCUGGGAACCCUCCCUUAUAUAACACGUCCAUUAUCAGGGUGAAGGUCUGUCCCUGCGACGAGAAUGGAGACUGUACGACCAUCGGAGCCGUGGCGGCAGCCAGACUGGGCACAGGAGCAAUUAUUGCCAUACUCAUCUGUAUUAUUAUCUUACUAUCUAUGGUUCUCCUGUUUGUCAUGUGGAUGAAGCGCAGAGAAAAGGAAAGACAUACAAAACAGCUGCUGAUUGAUCCGGAGGACGAUGUCAGAGACAACAUACUGAAGUAUGACGAGGAGGGAGGUGGUGAGGAGGACCAGGACUAUGACUUAAGUCAGUUGCAGCAGCCUGAGACGCUCGAUCACGUCUUGAACAAGGUGGCAGGUGUCAGACGGGUGGACGAGAGGCCUGUAGGCGCUGAGCCACAAUACCCAAUAAGACCUGUAAUCCCACACCCAGGUGAUAUUGGAGAUUUCAUCACUGAGGGACUGCGAGCAGCAGACAAUGAUCCGACAGCUCCACCUUAUGACUCUCUCCUGGUUUUCGACUAUGAAGGCAGCGGCUCCACCGCCGGCUCUGUUAGUUCUCUCAAUUCCUCUAGCUCUGAGGAUCAGGACUUUGAGUACUUGAAUGACUGGGGCCCUCGUUUCAAAAAACUGGCUGAUUUGUACGGUGGUGGAGAGGAGGAUUGACGGGACAUCUGCAUCUUAUCAGAACACAACCUCCUCAGUUGUACAGUGGCAGCUUUCAUUUUUUUAUUAUUAAACUCCCGACUCCCAUUCCCCUUCCUGACUGCAUUCUUUUUAGUCCUAAAUUAGGCAAACUUUCUUUCUCGGCUUCAUUCCAGUUCAGCUUGGCAGAUGUGUAAAGCAAAAUACCUUUUAUCUUCAUUUUUAUAUUUCACUCUGCACCAAUUAAAAAGGAUUUCAUUUGCCUUCUGGUAUGCCAUAGAUACAACAUUUUGGAAAGCUGGCAGUCAUAGUGUAACAUAGGAAGAUGCAUGGGAUUAGUCAGUGUGGUUAGGACGUGUCCUGUGGCACAUAUGAUGCUAGUGAACUGGGGAGCUGCCCCGUAUUAAGUGAUACGUUACAUUCUGGUCAGAUCUGAAAUCUGAAAAUGAUCAUGAAGGGCAAAUAAUGAAUACUGCUUUCCUGCUGGCUUUAACAGAAAUGUCCCCAUUCCAGGUCAUCAGCUGGGAAGAAGUUUUUCCCCGACUGG
This is a messenger RNA of Bufo bufo (common toad), 3407 nucleotides long. RefSeq names its product cadherin 4 (gene CDH4). The record is from RefSeq and is a predicted model, not a curated record. Gene Ontology annotation, biological process: adherens junction organization; multicellular organism development; cell-cell junction assembly. Gene Ontology annotation, molecular function: cadherin binding; calcium ion binding. Lineage: Eukaryota; Metazoa; Chordata; Amphibia; Anura; Bufonidae. Gene Ontology annotation, cellular component: plasma membrane; catenin complex; adherens junction.